AUGGAUUCUUCAUCAGGAUUCAAGAGGGUCAUGACCCUUGUGGCUGCCCUUGCCCUUUUCACUAUCUCUGUCGCUCCACUGCCGGCUCCUGCUUCCCCUGCCGAAGCUCAAGCCCUCCUCAAGUGGAAAUCCAGUCUUGGGAACCGUUCGGUUUCUUCCCUCUCUUCGUGGACUCCCUCUCCUUGUAAGGCCACCAGUUCCAAUUUGACUUCUCAUCUCAUUUACAUGGACCUGAGUGUAAACAGUCUCUCCGGCCACAUUCCACCUCAAAUCGGUUUUCUGAGCAAUCUCACCUAUCUCGACCUCUCUAUCAAUCGGUUCUCGGGGAUAAUACCACCAGAGAUCGGCCAUCUAACGAAACUGGAGGUCCUACAUCUGCAUUUCAAUGAGUUAAAUGGCUCCAUUCCCCUAGAAAUUGGGCAACUGCAUUUGCUCGAUGAGGUCACGCUGUAUUUGAAUCAGUUGCAUGGAUCUAUCCCUUCCUCAUUGGGUAAUUUGAUCAAGUUAGCUAGAUUGUAUGUCUACAACAACUCUCUUUCUGGUCCUAUACCUCCUGAGAUGGGAAAUAUGAUAAAUUUGGAAGUGCUCCACAUGGACGCUAACUUCUUGACAGGACCAAUUCCUUCCACUCUAGGGAACUUGACCAAAUUGCGAGAGUUGCACCUAUUUGCUAAUAAGCUUAACGGUUCCAUCCCCCUAGAGCUAGGGAAUUUGAAGCUUCUUAGCUCAUUAAUCCUUUACAAUAAUAAUCUUACCGGUUCAAUCCCACCGACAUUAGGCAAUUUGACGGAGCUUACCCAUCUUUUACUCCAUGAUAACCAGCUUUCGGGUCACAUUCCUGAUGAGAUGGGAAAUCUCCGCGCUAUGCAGGACUUAAAGCUGAGUGGAAAUCAGCUCGCUGGCCCAAUUCCUUCUUCUUUGGGUAAUUUGACUGACCUAGUUCUUUUGCACCUCCAUCUCAAUCACCUUUCUGGUUUGAUUCCUGGAUCCUUAGGGGAUCUAAUGAACUUGGAGGUGCUGCUAUUGAGUUACAACUAG
Molecule: messenger RNA, 1038 nt
Organism: Syzygium oleosum
Lineage: Eukaryota; Viridiplantae; Streptophyta; Magnoliopsida; Myrtales; Myrtaceae
Product: probable leucine-rich repeat receptor-like protein kinase At1g35710
Exons: 2
Coding region: 1-1038 (345 amino acids)
Biological process (GO): hormone-mediated signaling pathway
Cellular component (GO): plasma membrane
Molecular function (GO): protein binding
Source: RefSeq, a predicted model, not a curated record